CCUCGUUUUAGAUUUAUUUAAUUUGUUGUUUAGAAAAAAAUAAACAAAUAGGUUUAGAUCUAGAAUAAUGAUCCUGUUUUAAAUUUGAAAUCUAAUUAUAAAAGAAUACAUUUUCUUGUCAACAAAUGAAAUAAAUAGCUCAUACAUGUAGUUAUUAUAUUACAAACAAUUAACGAUCCCUUUGUGUAUGUAGCUAUUAAAAGAACAGCAUAGAUCUCUAGCACGUAAAAUGGCUACUGAAACAGUAAAAGUAAAGGUCGAUUCCAAAGAGUUUGAAGUUAAGAAAUAUAUAUUCCCUACUCAACAAAUACCUCGUUUACACUAUCAAGAUUCUGAAGCCGAACAAUUAAUUGAAAAUGGACAACCAGUGAUACUAACGGGUUCAGAUUUGGUUGGAUCUGCACAUCAUUGGGAUUUAGGUUAUUUGUGUUCUAAUCUAGGAACAGGACAGUAUACAGUAUAUUCAUCUUCAGAUGGAAAAUUCAAAUAUUAUGAUGAUAAAAAGUUACCACAAAACAAAAGUUUUAAACCUCCAACCUCUCACACUGAUAUGACAUUCCAAGACUUUGCCACAAAAUUAAAAAAGAAAGAUAAAAAAGAACUAAUAUACCUACAACAGCCAUUAAAUGACACAGUAGGAAAACGUAUUGUAAUGGAUUUCACAAAUUUUAAUUGGAGCUGGGCUAAUGAAAUACAGAAAAAAAAUAGAUGGGGCUCCCUCACAUCAAAUUUGCUGUUAGUAGGGAUGGAAGGAGUUGUUACACCAGCACACUAUGAUGAGCAAGAAAAUCUGUUUGCCCAAAUCCAAGGUUACAAACGUUUCUUACUCUUUGACCCAAGUCAGUUUGAAUGUUUGUAUCCAUAUCCUAUUUAUCACCCACAUGACAGACAAAGUAUGGUAGAUUUUGAGAACCCAGACUUAGAGAAGUUUCCAAACUUUGCCAAAGUGAAAGGUUAUGAAGCUAUAGUAGGCCCCAAGGAUGUUCUUUACUUACCUAUGUAUUGGUGGCAUCAAGUUGAAUCUUUGCAUGGCUAUGGAGAGACAAUAUCUAUCACAUUUUGGUACAAGGCAGCUCCAACAGUAAAAGUAGUUUAUCCUUUAACAUCAGGCCAGAAAGUUGCAAUCAUGAGAAACAUAGAAAAGAUGAUAGCAGAGGCAUUAAAUGAUAAUGACUCAAUGGCCCCCUUCAUGAGAAAUAUGGUUCUAGGUAGAUACACGUAACAGGACACAAUGAUUAUUUCUGGAACAAACGGUUUUUGGUAGAUACAUGCUACUAACAGUUAUGCAAUAUGUUUGGGAAUAUUGAUUCAUAUAUUAUUUACAACUUCUCCUGUAAAUUUCCACUUUAACAAAAUAUACAUAAGACUAAAUAUCAAUAGAAAUAUCAAUAGAAAUUCUUUUAAGAAUCUUAUAAUGUAAUUUUUGGAUUAUGUAUUAAUUUGUUAUUUUUUAGUUAGUGAUGUUAGUGCAACUCUAGGUAAAGUAAUUUGCUCAGGAUGCUUUAUAUAUUAUUUCAUGGAAACUUGAACAAAAUUUCUCUUGUUAUUUAUCAUGCUUGUUUGGUCAACUAAAAUAAAAGACAAGAAUACACAGGGGUUUAUUGUAUAUUUUACUAGAUGUGUUAUAAGGUAAUUGUACUUUAUAUAAAACAAGAUGAAACUUUGGCAUGUUUUCAUAAAUGUGUCAUUGCUUGUUUUAUCUUCAGCUAUUUACAUCUUUAGGUUGUAAUGAGUAAAAUUGCUGUCAUUUAGAAUUUAGAAAGAUAACAAUUUACUUAAUUUCCUUUUUUUUAAAUUUUUUUUUAGCAAUAUUAAAACUAUUUAUCUUUGUGUUUCAUAAUUACUGACUGCUGUUAACAUAUAAGAUCACAUGCUUCAUGUGGUAGCUACAAAUUCAGCUUUAUUUCUGAUUAAGAAACAAAUUGUUUAGGAUAAAUUCAUGUAGAUCUAUAUUCUGACAAAUAUAGUUUAUGACAAUAAAAAAUAAAUACAUUUCCCUGUAACAUAAUGAUUCUAACAAUAUUUUUUAAAAAUUGUUAUAUAUACUAAUUUUUUUGUUUCUUAAUGCUAAUAAUUUUCUUCCUUUUCUAUGUAAAAUUGAAAAGUUUUUAUUACAAAUAUAUUUAAAUAAACAGUACAUGCGCUGAUUUAUUUUUAGUCUAUAAAUCAAGACAAUGAUGGGUUCCUACAAAUAAUUUUAAUUCCUAUAUUGCUUAUACAAACAUCAAAUAAACAUUGACACCAUUUAAUGAUCUCAGUGAUUUCAUUAACAUCCAUUACCCUUCAUUCAUUCACCUUACCCUUAGAUUUGGUUAAGUGUUUGUGUAGCACUUGUUACAGAUGUUGAUGUGAUAUAAUUUCUUUACUUGUUAUGCCUAAAGUAUUUUAUAUUCCAUGUUUUAAAAUGUGUGUCUCCUGGAACAUUCUAUGCCAUGUGUACAUUAUUACAUUUGCCUUUUGUUAUCAAACCAAAACAAUGGCAUCAACACAGUAAUACUGGGGUUGAUGUAGUAUACACUUUUAAAUCUCAGUUUACUCAUUUUAAAAAUAUGAAUAUUUUUGCUGAAAAUCUUAAUAAAUUUAGAACAGUACAUUUAUCUAUUGGAAUUUCAAUUAAUGUUACCAAGCUUUUACAUAUCUAUACUUAGUACUCUGAGAUUUUCUGGCUAAAAAUUGUUUUAUUUUGUCCUUUUGGAAAAAUGUUUUAGUCAAAUAGGAUAGACUCAAUAUUUAAAAAUGUUUUUUUAUUGCUAGGCUUUUCAGGCAAUUUUUGUGUGGAUAUUUUCCUUUUUAAUCUUGUGUUUGUUUAUUAGUUUAUUAAUUUAGAUGUAUAUUGUUUCAAAAAACAAUCUUUACAAUUUAAGCUUACAUUUUUAACAUUUGUAGUUUUAAGUUUUUAUGAUAAUAUAGACUUUUUGGUUUAUUUAACUUGGUAAAAAAGAAUUUUCCAUGAAGAAUCUUGUUUGAUUAAUGCAUGAUUUACUGAUUACACUCUGGCUGAAUCAGAAUACAAUAACAGUAACAUGAUUUAAGAUUUAAUCUGUGAUACAUCUCAUUUGUGUUUUUAAGAGUACACAUUUUGGCUUAUACUUUAACACAUUAAAUUCAGUAUUGCUUUCAGUAAGGUUGUUUAAAUGGUUUUUUUUUUUUUUUUACAUCUUUUAGUUUGAGCAGAAAUAAUUUGUUAAUUUAGUUUUUACAGUUCUUUUACAACUAUUUUCGUAGUAAUGUUUCAACUUAAAUAUAUAGAUUUAGCUGUAGAAACAACUUUUAACUAUUGAUACAGAUAUAAAUCCACUUUUUAAGUAUGUUUAAAUGUCUUGUUAAUGUUAUCUUAAACUUUAACAAAAUUUUGAGUAAUUGGGGUUAAUAUUAAAAUAUUACAAUUAAAAUAUUUCAAAAUAAUUGAAGUGCCAUAUAUGCAAUGCUUGAUAUUUUUAUUGACUGUUAUAAAAUAUGAUGAAAGGCUAACAUUCAGGUUAAUCUGGUUACCUAAUGAACCACCCAAUUUUAAUAGAAUAUGUGAACUUAUUUUCUAUUUAUUAAUUGUCAUUGAUUGCUUUUAUCAUAAAUAUUCAUUUUAUUUUAAUAUAAACUAGAUGUGUAUAUUUAUGAA
Physella acuta is the source of this 3616-nucleotide messenger RNA. RefSeq names its product hypoxia-inducible factor 1-alpha inhibitor. Gene Ontology annotation, cellular component: cytoplasm; nucleus. Lineage: Eukaryota; Metazoa; Mollusca; Gastropoda; Physidae. The record is from RefSeq and is a predicted model, not a curated record. Gene Ontology annotation, molecular function: peptidyl-histidine dioxygenase activity; ankyrin repeat binding; [protein]-asparagine 3-dioxygenase activity. Gene Ontology annotation, biological process: negative regulation of Notch signaling pathway.